Messenger RNA from Strongylus vulgaris, 171 nucleotides. Lineage: Eukaryota; Metazoa; Nematoda; Chromadorea; Rhabditida; Strongylidae. The record is from the annotation of a GenBank genome assembly.
AUGCAAGAGGAAAUGCUGGCACAAGAGCCGACUCGUCCUCUUGAAAGAGUGCACGCUCCAAAGCCUGGAAUUCGACAAGAACACGUGCGAGAACGAUUUAUCGAGAAGGAGCAGCCUCCACCGGAAAAACAGGUAACGAAAGAGUUUCUGCCCCUUUUACUUUAUACUUGA